AUGGCGGCUUCGUUUCGUUCUCUCCCUGCAAGCUGUAACAACAAAUGGUACUAUUCCCGACAACAGAUCGACAACAGCCCAUCCCGGAGAGCUGGACUUGACCCGGACAAAGAGCUGUCCUACAGACAACAGGCGGCGAACCUGCUGCAGGACAUGGGACAGCGGCUCAAUGUGUAUCUUUUGUCGAGGCGUCUCACCUAGCCGACAUUAGCCUGUUAGCACUAGCUCACUUUAGCUCAGUGUGGAGCCGGUUCGCACCAGCUCGGCAGGCGUUUGUUUUCGUGGUUAAACGGGAGUCACUUAGUUUGUUUUACAGGGGUUGAGUUGGAUCUUGUGUAAUAAUGUUUGUGUAGUUACAGCGGUAGCAGCAGUGAGCUGAGUUCGCAGGAUGCUAAAAGCCUCGAAGGCCUGUGUGGUCGGCGGGCCUUCAGGUCGUUAGCAUUAGCUUUAGCCUCUCCUGUUACUGUGAAUAGACUGUAAAUAAAUGUAAAUUAAGGGACAACCUUAUAUCAAACUACAGCUGGUUAGUUUUCCUAACAGAGCCUUCUCUCUGUCUUAUCUGUAGAGCCAGUCAUCCUCAUGUUAGUGUGUUAUAAACAGCUGCUCCUGGUCACCUCUGCUCUCUACUUUGUUUUCCCCUGCUGCUGUUAUUCUGGAUAUCUAUAUUGUUAUUGAUUAUUACUCUUAAUAUUGAUUACUAUUGACCUUAACCUCUUAUAUCAGAUCCCAGCUUACAAUAAAUACAGCCAUUGUGUACAUGCAUCGAUUCUACAUGGUCCAGUCCUUCACCAGAUUUCACAGAAAUGUGAGUAUUUUUCUUUUAUGUACCUUUUUAACUAACUUUAUAUCAUUAACUUCUUUUAAGUGUUGUAUCAUUUAUGUCUUUCUAGUUUUAAUGACAGGAGCGUCUUUUAUUGGGCUAUUGUGGUGCUCUUAUUUUAGUAUCUUUUACUGUUGUUUUUAUUUAUCAUUUCUCAAAAUUUAUUCUAUGUAACUUUGUUCUUGGAUGUUACCUGAAACCUCCAGUGUUUCCUUAUCUUGAGUUUAAGUUUGAGUUUUCUCAGUGCGCACAUGCUGUUGCCACAAAAUCAAGCCCUUUUUAAGCAUUUAAGCAUGAAUUUUAAUACAUAUUUCUGUUGCGUUUACAUCAUGUGGUGGGAAUGAGGGGUUGGUUUGGGGUAGAUUUGGGUAUUCUCUGUUUCUUUUAUUCCUUUUCUGCGUAAAGCCCUUUGUGCUACAUGGUUGUGCAUGAAAAGUGCUAUAUAAAAAAAGAUUGAUUGUACGAUUGUCUGAACUGUAUCAAACAUCUCCUGGUUUCAUGUCCUCUCCAGGUUAUCUCUCCAGCUGCGCUCUUCCUGGCUGCAAAGGUGGAGGAGCAGCCCAGGAAGCUGGAGCAUGUUAUCAAAGUGGCCCACGCAUGUCUGAACCCUCAGGAUCCUUCACCAGAUGUACGCAGCGAUGUAAGUGUGUUAGCCUCUAAUUUUUCUCUUUUUCUCUCUUUGUUGACCUGCCCUGGGUGAUUAUUUAUACCACCACAUGAAUACAGUUUGAGUAAAAACAAGCGUCCAGUCAGGAUGUCCCAAUCUGCUUUUUUGACCCACGACUUUGACUCAGUCUUUUAAACAUAAUUUGUUUGUACCAUGUCCUGAUCCAAUGAUUAAAGGGAUAUUCCGGCGUAAAACUAAUUUAGGGUCAAACACACUGUAACACUGAGUUAGACACCCUCUCCAGUUGGUAUAACUACAGAAGCAAGCAGUCGGCAACAUUCAUCUCUUGAGGGGGUGUCUAACUUGGUUUUACGGUGUGUUUGACCCUAAAUUAAUUUAACGCCGGAAUAUCCCUUUAAAAUCUAUCUUUUCCCUAAAAACCAAAGUUUGUAUUCCUAAUCACAAUAUCAAUAUUAUUGGCUGAAGGUUUUGUCACAGCAAAAAGAGCUGACUUUGUUCAAUUUUAGGGAUUCUACUCGCAGUUUGGCCUGUUUGCAGCUUGAUGAAGUGUUUUGUUUUUAUUUUUUUGUGGGUCAAAUAAGUAAAAGAGGAAGUUUAUUUAACUUUCAGUUAAGGUUUUUAACCAUCCAGGCUGUGUGAGGUUACAAAGCUGUAACGUGGAGUAUCUCUGGCCAAUGUGAACAUUGUCUUGCAAAAGUAUUCACCUGCUUUAAACCUUUCUACACAUGGUCAUGUUACAACUCACAAAUUCAAAUGGAUUUUAUCGGCGUUUCUUGUCAUGGACCAGACAGACAAUCAAUGCCUUUCGAAAUGAAGUAUCAAUUUACUUUUUUGACGUUGUCCCCCUUUAAGACUAAACUUCCUUUAGGUUAACUUCUGUACCCAACAGAUGCCUGAAUUUGUCUGUAAUUUCACGUUGUAACAGCCGUGAAUGUGAAAAAACGAAAGGAGAUGAAUACUUGUGUAACGCACAGUAGCUCCAAUGAUCUUGCUUCUUAUCUGUGAGGCUUUGUCAGCGCUUAGUGAGAGGAUGGUAACGUGCCUGUCCUUUCAACCUCAGGCUUACCUGCAACAAGCCCAAGACCUGGUUAUUCUUGAGAGCAUAAUACUGCAGACCUUGGGUAAGUUGGGAAAGAAGAACUGGGUCUGUUGAUUUCCUUCCCCGAGAAGUGUGAUUACAAAGACGCUGCCGCUCUGUUUGGAGAUGUCCAGGAUUUGUACUGCCUGCACAUAACUGCAUUCACAUUUCUGACUCUUUCUGCUUUUGUUUCUAAUUUGCACAUAAGCGGCCUGUGUUAGAAGUUGCAACAUCAUCAUGAACAUUGGCUUUACAUGAAUCUACAUCCUCAUGUCCCAUACUUUCAGAAAAAUAUUUAACUGUUUUCAUUUUACAUCCUGCAGGACGUCACAGGGACAAUGUCAUUCAGCUUUGUCUUUCAUAUUCUGUGUCCUAAUUCAUGUUCUUCCACACACUCACCUGCUGCUUUGGUUAAAUGUAUUUUUGUCUCAGAGUUGACCUUAGGUGUAUGUCCAUGUAGAGCAGUUUGUGCUUAUGCUUGUUUGAUCCAAAUAAGAUCACAACUCCAGAUUGGCUUCAGAAGAUGCUAAUUCUAGUGUUGGGCGGUAUGACCAAAAUCUUAUAUCACGGUAACGGAAAAUAUCACGGUAUGUUUUUUCCUCCUGUAAAUUUAAUUAAUGGAUUAAAAAUAACCAUACUGUCGCUCAGAUUUGUUUAUAAAUGCAAACAAAAUGUCAGACCAGACUGGCGAUGUUUUUAUCAUACGGUGUACCUUUGGCGAAAGACUCUGCCGAGCUCUUUUGUAUGAGAGGAGCUGCUGCAACUAAAGUUUUUGGUGCAGCAGGUGCGUCACGCAUCUUUUGUCUCAUAAAAGAGUUUGGCGUGUUUCAUCUUAAGGUGGUGGAGGAGGUUUCUGGUGUGUCCUCCUCCAGCCACACCACACUCUUUGCAUAGUUUUGUUUUUCCAUCUUUGUCGGAUUUUCUAAAUGCGAAGAAUCUCCAGACAACCGAUGUCGCGACUCGUGCCCUUUUUGGGAACAAGUUCCUCCUCCUCCUCCUCAUGUUGGGUGGGUCGGGCUGCCUCCGUUCGCUCAGUACUGCCACUAAUCUCUGUGUCCGCAAUGACCACCGCAAGUGAAGUGGUUUCAAGCAGUCUGCAUGACACGCUGGUGAAUAAACAGAAACGCACCCAAACGGACACGCUCCGGCUUUCCUGUCAGCGUGCGCAGACAACAACACACUGUAGUAGCUCUCUUUCUCCGGUAUAAACAGUAAAGCAAAAUUUCUACCGAUAAUUUGAAACUGUCAUACCGCCCAACACUACUAACUUCUCAUAUCACAGUCUGUAGUUCAUGUCAGGUUAGAGAACCAAGUGUAGAAUUGGGUCACAGUAUAAGGCUAAACGUCACUCUUGUUUAAUAAUAUAAAUUUCUGUUUUUAGGGAUUUUUUAAAAAAGUUUCCGUCCACAUUUGAAUGAUAAUCAAAACUUGUUUCUUUCCUUUUUUAUUACAGCUUUCGAGAUCACCAUCGACCAUCCGCACACUCAUGUCGUCAAGUGCACUCAGCUGGUCAGAGGUGAGCAUCAGCCCCGUGGAUGUUUUUGAAGUUCUGUUUGGAUAUUUUUGAUUCUUUGUUGGCGUGUCGGUUUGUUUAUAUGAAGGUUUUAAGUGUAUUUUUUUGUUCUAUUGUUGUUCCAGCGAGUAAGGAUUUGGCUCAAACAUCAUACUUUAUGGCCACUAACAGGUAUAUUUACAGUUUAAAGAAAAGUCGCUUCUCUUAAUGACAUGAUGUUACAUGUGUGUAGGGUGCUUCUCCAUUUUCAGUGACGAGUUAUUCAUCCUCAAACUCAAUAUACUGAAUAUCGGCUUUCUCUUCUCCUCCCUCUGUUUUAUUUUCCUUCUUCUGGGACGUAUCAUGCCACGUAGUCUGCACUUGACCACAUUCUGCCUGCAGUACAGUCCACCCGUCGUGGCCUGUGUGUGCAUCCACCUCGCCUGUAAAUGGUCAAACUGGGAGAUCCCCGUGUCUACAGACGGCAAACACUGGUGGGAGUAUGUUGAUCCCACCGUAACCCUCGAGCUGCUCGAUGGUAUGUGCUUCAACUCAGUCAGGUACUUCAUUUAAAAAUCCUCGAAUCAUAAUCUGAUCUGUUCUCUGAUCUCGUUUCAGAGCUCACACACGAGUUCCUGCAGAUUCUGGAGAAAACACCCAGCCGGUUGAAACGGAUCCGCAACUGGAAGGUACCGUCUUUCUUCCCCGCUUUUAAAACUCACAGCUUUGAACCUUCAAACAAAGAGGACUCUGACUUUGACAGUCAAAUCUUUGUACUUUGUUUUUCGACGUUACGGCACAGCAGGCAGGAAAUAACUUCCUCAUUCUUCUUCAUUUCACUGAAAGUUUCACAGAGAGGCCUCAAUCCCCCCUCCUUCAAACAAAACAACCUGCUUUUUGAAACUGGCACUGAUACUGAAUUAUGUAACACCUAAAGUGGAACCAAAGUAAAGAUCUGGGUUUCUCUGAUGCUUAAAAGCAGAGUUUUGGGGACACCAGGAUUAGCAGAUGCAAAAUUUUGCUGAGAUCUUUUCUCAGACAACUUCAAAUAAAGAUAUUUUAAUUCUACAUCCUGUAAAAUAAAGUUAAAUUUAAUAGAGAUGUGACUAAAACACAUAAAAGUAGGAGGCUCUGACUGAACACUCUGAAACUAGUAUCUCUUCGUUCGGUAAAACUGACUCUCAGAAGCUGAUGAAAAGGUUAUAGAAGGUGGAUAUUGUCUAGUUGUAUAAAAAAGGCGACUCUGAUUUGAGGACCAAGUUCUGUCCUGUUUAAAGUGUUUUUUUGAUCAUUUGUGACGAGUUCAGUUCGGCUCAGAAAAGCUACGUCACUCAUCAUCUCCUCUGUGCUCCUAGGCUGGAGGUCAGACCCCGAAAGCCAAGCCCAAAGUCCAGGAAGAGGGCGACGGGAGGGACACCAUGAUGAACAUGAUAUCCAUGGCCUCUUCAGAGAGCACGGUAGCGGGCCUCAUGAGCCUCUCAGCUCCACCCUCCUCCUCCUCUUCCUCGUCAGCGGGUGAGAAGGAUCGGAGCACAUCUGGCAGCACUCAGACGUGGAGUGGGAAGGGGCAGCAGGCCGGAUCUGAGCAGACACAGCAGCAGCCCAACAACGAGGUCCACGCUCCCGCUAAGGUGUCGCUGAGCGAGUACCGCGCCAAGAACGCAGACGUCCUCGCCGCGCAGAAGAGGAAGCUGGAGAACAUGGAGGCCAGCGUGAAGAGAGACUACGCCAACGCCGCUCAGGCUCUCAUUGGUCAGCAGCAGAGGAAGGAGAAGCAGCAGCAUCAUCACCAGCAGUCCAGCUCCUCCUCUGCUGACAUGGCCAACCCCUCCCCCAUCAUCCUGAAAAUCCCCCUGGAGAAGGAGAGGCACGACAGAAGCUCGCUGAAAAUGCGUUUCCCCCUCGCCAGCGGAGGAGGAGGCAGCGGGCACAGCGCCAGCUCCAGGGGUCAGGACCCGGACAUCAAAGUGAGGAUACGAGUGCCUGAGAAGCAGAGAGGGGGGUCAGGGGAGGAGGGCAAGAGCAGGGACAAGCACAGGGAACGCUCCAACCACCAUCACCACCACCACCAUCAUCAUCACUACUCCUCCUCCUCGUCCUCCUCCAGCAGUGCCUCUCUCUCCUCCUCACACAAACACUCAUCAAGCUCCAGCGGGGCGACCGGGAGCAGCAAAAAGGUCCCCAGUGACUCCUCCAGGACUGGCUCUUCGUCGUCAUCCGCCUCGCGAAAGAGGACGCACUCCCAAGACGCCACAGCUGGCUCUCACCCGACUGCUAAAGUCAGCAAGUCCUCAAGGAACCCCUACCAGCUGCCACCUCUGUCUUCCUCCUCUGGGCAAACUCUGGGGCACAGUGCUGAUAUCCUCCCAGCACUGAGCCUCCCUCACCACCAGGGGAGCUAUUCACACUCUAAAAGCGACAAGACGGACACUAAUGGGCACGGUGCAGCAGGGGGCGCUCAGUCGAAUGAGUACCAGGAUACUUUUGAAAUGUUGAACUCACUCCUGAGCGCACAGGGGGUCCAGCCGUCUCAGCCGUCCAUGUUUGAGUACAGAUCCCAGUAUGGGGACUACAGGUACAGUGGAGGCUCCAGAGGGACUAACCCCAGACCUCCACCUCUGCCUUCAGAACCGCCUCCCCCUCUGCCGCCAUUACCCAAAUGA
Xyrichtys novacula (pearly razorfish) is the source of this 6681-nucleotide messenger RNA. The record is from the annotation of a GenBank genome assembly. Lineage: Eukaryota; Metazoa; Chordata; Actinopteri; Labriformes; Labridae.